This is a messenger RNA of Talaromyces rugulosus, 954 nucleotides long. RefSeq lists its product as uncharacterized. The record is from RefSeq and is a predicted model, not a curated record. Lineage: Eukaryota; Fungi; Ascomycota; Eurotiomycetes; Eurotiales; Trichocomaceae. Bases 1 to 954 code for a protein of 317 amino acids. The transcript is spliced from 3 exons. Gene Ontology annotation, molecular function: oxidoreductase activity, acting on the CH-OH group of donors, NAD or NADP as acceptor; NAD binding; NADP binding.
AUGGCUGCAACUCAAGUCGGCUGGAUAGGACUAGGCUCUAUGGGAAUAGGCAUGUCCAAAAACCUACAAAAGCAUCUCUCGAAAGCAGGGUCACCAAGCUUGAUAUACACGAAUCGAACACUGUCCCGCGGUGAGUUGCUGCAGGAAUUGGGUGCUAUUCCUGUCGAGACUGUCAAAGGCGUCGCGAGCAAAUGCGAUAUCAUCUUCUCAUGUGUCAGUAACGAUGCAGUAUUGCAAGGCAUUACCGACGAGAUUAUUGCAUCCGGGGACAUCCAGGGCAAGGUGUACGUUGAUUGCUCUACAGUUCACCCGGACACGUCUAAAACCGUCUCGAACAAGAUAUCCGCUGCGGGAGCAGAAUUUGUUGCAGCCCCUGUUUUCGGCGCAGCCCCCAUGGCCGAAGCUGGAAAGCUCAUCUUCGUGACUGCAGGUCCUCCUACUGCAAUAACCAGGAUUACGCCUUAUCUAAGCGGCGUUAUGGGUAAAUCUAUCAUUGAGAUGGGGCCCGAUGUGGCAAAGUCGAGUCUCACGAAGAUCGCGGGCAACAUAUGUGUUGUUUCAUUUAUGGAAGUCAUUUCCGAGGCCCAUGUCUUUGCGGAAAAGACAGGUCUCGGUUCGCCAACUCUUGAAAAACUUUUGAGUGACAUGUUCGGACCAGUGAUAGAGAGCUACUCCAAAAGAAUAUCCACCGGUAUUUACGCCCCAGCUCCCGACGGCAAGGCCGGGUUUGAUGUCUCCCUUGCCAUUAAAGAUGCCAGGCACGCAUUGAACUGUGCUAGUGGGGUUGGUGUUAAGUUGGACGUGAGUGGGAUUGCCUUGGACCACAUGGUAAAGGCACAGCAGCUGCAACCAGGGAGACCGCUUGACAGUAGCUCAAUGUACGGUGCCAUCAGGUACGAAUCUGCGUUGGAUUUCUUCACAGACCUAUGCAAGAAGCGAGACGGUAGUAUUUGA